CUUUCUCUUCUCAUCUCAACUCUUCCUCUGAUCUUCUCCCCUUUCUGUUACAAAUCACGAUGAACCCUGAUCCGGGUUUAUCAAUGGUAUCAGAGCACAGUCAUCCUCUUGACAGUACGUUUCCGGAUUCAACAUCGAACUCCGAAUGGAGGGAUGAGAUGAUGGCUCUAUUGAUCAAAUGGAGAGCUGAAGAUAAAGAGCGAUCCAUGAAAUGGAGAGCUGAAGAUCAGGAGCGCCAGCUUAAAUAUGAUAUUCUGCGCCAGACAUUACCGCAGAUGACGAUGAAGUCUGAUCUCGAUCCGGUGGAGAAGACUCACAAACCAUCGGGAAAUUUCGUCGAGCAGAUGGUGUGCGACCCUCCAGACAAAGCACUUGACGGAGAUCGAUUUGGGUUCGCGGAUGGUGAUUCUCAAGUUCAUAACACAUUUACCCCUAAAAGGUUUGAAGAUCUAAAACUCAACGGAGGUAUCAGGUUCAAAAGGAUUCGGAUCAAGCAAAACUACCACAGAUCUCGAUUUAAGAACCUAAAAAGUAAGUCACCGAGAAGAACUCUUGAUUUAAAGGCUUCGUUAGAUCUUAUGGGGCUUGCGACAUCUCAGAGGAGGUGUGUGGGAGUGACGACUAUUGGAAUGAAGAAACAAUACAACCGAGAGAAGCAAUCAAUACUGCUGGCGCAAGCUUGUAAGAGUUUAGGAAUGUUCGGAGAAUCUUCAGGUUGUAGAGAUACUAAAAAUGAAUUGCAGAUUCGUUUAGGAGCAAGACUGAUUGUUGAUACAGGAGUGAAGCGAGAGACUCAUCUAUUCCGGUAUGGGUUUACUUCUCUAGCUCCUAUGGAUGAAGAUGGUCCUGUUGCUACGUGGAUAGGAGAUCAAAGUAUCUUCGCUGAGGAAGUUGAAGCGCUAGAAUCUGAUGAUCCUGAUGGUGCGAUGGAGUCGUUACAGGAUGUAACAUCAAUGGAGUCUGAGUUGGAGGAACCGAGCGAGCAUGAGAGCAGGGAAGACCUCUCUCGGAGUGGAAAACAUUGGUUUCAUAAGGUCCGAUUCAAAGUUAGACUUCGCAGAAGCUCUAAAGUAACAGAUGAGAAGGUUACAAAAGAGGGGGAACUUUUCAAGCUGGAGAAAUCAGAAUUACUUCACAAAGGAAGAAAGUAUACAAGAAAGCUUAUUGUCAGAUGGUACUAUUAUAAGGUUAGGAAGCGAGUUAAGCCGCUUGGAGCCGUAGAAACGGGGUUCAAAUGUCUCUCGAAAGCUGGGACUGAAGCAGGCUAUAAGGCCAACAUCAUUGUUUCUGCUGUGGGCGUGAUGUUUCCUGAGACACUGAGACAGUUAGAUCAGAAAGAAUCAGUUGGCAAGAACGCUAGUGCGAGACAUAAGGAACUACGUUAUGGUGAGGGAGAGAAACGAUCAUGUGUAGUUUUUCAUUCCAACCAUGUGUGGAAGCCUGGCAGGAUAUCUUUGAAGCUUCCAGAACCCUUUUGGAGUCUCUCUGGUGAUAGCUUUAAGGAGAUGAAGGUUUUACUAGGGGUAACAGGCUUGGAGGAAAAUCAGGAAGAAGGGCUGCGACGUUGGAACAAGGGUCUGAAGAUAAUAAAGUUGUGCACGAGAUAUGGAUUUAAGAGUUUCAGAUUUUUAAGAAGUGUGAAGAUGCGGAUAUGGUGGUUAUUGAAGACUUCACGUAGGAAUCAACUUUCUGAAUUCUCUUUGGCAAAUCAAGCAUGGGAACCUGGUGGUACUGUUUCGCUAAACACUUCAGUCUGGCUUGAGAUUUAUCACCGUCAUGGUGGGAAGUGGAAGUCUAAGCUUGUGAGACUUUAUGCCGAGGCGAAGAGCUUAAGACGCAGCAGACUGGAGAGAGCUUACUGUGUUGGUAAAAUUCAGGAGGCGUCAAGGGUUACAAAACGUUUAAGGACUGAGAGAGGGAAUGCGAUCCUUAUUGCAGCAGUGGAGAAUUGUUUAAGUUAUUGUGAAGGUGCUGGUAGCCAAAAUCCUAACGUCGAUGAUAACCGUGUGUGGAAUCCUGGAGCUGUAGAGGUUGAAGGAGAAAAGAGCUGUAGCAGUGUUAUAGCUGAGAAGUUGUGGAAUGCGGAGAAUAGGAAAAUUUCUGUUAUGGACGUUCACACAAAUUCUGAAAACGAGGUCAAGUGGGUGGUCGUUCUAAGUGUUACACUGACGCUAGAGAGUCAGAAAAGCUUUUCAAGUCCUGAAUAUGUGAUCACGGUUCAAGCUUUUUGCUUUUGGAGCCUCGAGGACAAGGCUGCUAUUCUAUCGGGGAGUAGACUGAAGUUCUAUGGGGAGAAGAUUGAGUGGAUUUGUGGCGUAUGGGAUCCUGGUGUAGCAGGUUAUGGACAAGCCAAGGAGGUGACAAGAGGUAUUAUUUUGAUGGCGAAGCAUGAUCCUAUCAAGUACGUGGGAUAUCAUACACUGGUGCGGCUGUUGGAGAUGUGUGGGGUAUCAUAGCCCAUAUCAAGAAGUUCUUGGUGAUUGAAAAGGGUUGUGGAGUUGAGUUUAUGGGAUCGCGGAACUAUGUUACAAAAGGCAUCUGGUCAUGUUUCUGGAUAUUGGUGAAGUUUAAUAUUCUAUGCCACUGUGUUAGAAACGUUUGCGCUUCACGUUCUUUACGGUGGGUUCAUGUCUUCAAGAUCUAUAAGGAAGCAACUCUGAGCAUAAUGGAUGUCAAGUUGA
Molecule: messenger RNA, 2681 nt
Organism: Brassica rapa (field mustard)
Lineage: Eukaryota; Viridiplantae; Streptophyta; Magnoliopsida; Brassicales; Brassicaceae
Source: RefSeq, a predicted model, not a curated record